CUCUAUUCAUAUUAGUGACGAAGUCUUAACACAUCGGCUGCGACAAACAAAUAAUUGAUCCCAGAAAUACUCCUUUUGGAGUCAACCAAAGCUACGACAGUCGAGUGGCGGACGAACUACGCAGAAGUCUAUCGAAGACCAGGAACCUUUACCUCACAGUCAAGAAGCGAGCAUAAAGAAGUAAAAUUGGUCUAUACUAGCUCGCAAAAACGAUAUUGGCUAUAUUGGAAAAGUAUUCUAACUAGGUGAUUACCGGAAUAUAUGACACUAAAAGAGAAAGAGGAAAAUAAUGAAUACUUAUCUACCGAAAAAAGUCACUGAAAAAAACCGAAACUUGAAUGUUUACCUUCUAUAUUCAUAGUGCUGGUUUUACUUUCCAAGCUUUGUUUAAAGCUCUCAUUUAGCUUGCACUUAUCAGCAUCAUAUUUCAAUCAAAAAGAAUUUACCGUGUGAGAGGUUUCGUACUCUCUAGUAUUUCAAAUAUUGGUAAGGUUGUAAUACUGACAUGCUCAUAAAUUUUUACAGAAUAAAUUGAUUCAGUAAGAAAUUUAUGUCGUAUUUUCACAGAUAUGACAAAUACCUGUAGCGCUUAAUAUUUAUCUAUAUUAAUGUAGUUGUCUCACUAUGCAUGUAAACCAUUUGUACCUAAGGUCUUUCUAUAAAUACGUUUUUUACAGUUAAUUUUGGAUAACCAUGACCUUUCUUAAAUGGAAAGAAGGCAAUGGGAAGAAAACAUUAAGUCUUGUAAAUCGACCAGAUUGUACAAUCUACACGUGUAGAUCUACACGAGCUUGUCACUUGACAGGAUUCUGGAGACAGUAUGGAUAAUCUCCUGCCUAGAGGUGAUCCUCGAGUAGAAAAUUGGCCAUUAAUGAAUAGUCCAAUGCCUGUGUUGCUAAUUCUUUCGUUAUAUUGGGCUUUUGUUUUUUGGCUUGGUCCAAAAAUUAUGAAAAAUCAGUCGUCAGGAUUUCAUCUACGUCCACUUAUGGUUAUUUACAAUGUUGUUAUGGUAGCAUUUUCAUUUUGGUUGGUGUAUGAAUUCGCUGUAUCAGGCUGGUUGUCUGGAUAUACAUUUGGCUGUCAACUGGUUGAUCGUUCAACAAGACCAAAAGCUAUGCGUAUGGCUAAUGUUUGCUGGCUUUAUUUUAUUACGAAACUUAUUGAACUAUUUGACACUGUAUUAUUUAUUCUUCGAAAAAAAUUUGAAUUAGUCAGCUUUCUGCAUGUAUUCCAUCAUUCAAUGAUGCCUAUAUCAUGGUGGUUUGGUGUAAAAUAUGUUCCAGGUGGUAUAGGAACUUUUCAUGCAUUUCUGAACAGUAUUAUUCAUUUCUUCAUGUAUACUUAUUAUGGUUUAGCGGCAGCUGGACCUCGUUUUCAACGUUAUCUGUGGUGGAAAAAGUAUAUGACUACAGCUCAGAUAGUUCAAUUCAUCAUUGUGAUUUUUCAUUCCGUCUACACUCUGUCGUUAAGAGACUGUGAUUAUCCAAAGUUAUUCAACUACUGGAUUUUAUCGUCUGCAUUGAUUUUCCUAUUUCUAUUCGCUAAAUUCUACUCAAAGACAUACAAGAAGCCAAUCCAUUCAACGAGUCAAGACACGCUUGAAAGCAAAUACAAUCAUAAAAUUCACUCGUUGAAAUCUGAUUAACUGAAAUUUUUGAGAUAAAUAAUCCUUCAAAUUGUGUUAUUCCUUCAACUUCUUCUUCUUCUUCUGUUUGUAUACGAGUGUAUACAUCAAAGUUUUAUUUAGAAGAGGCAUCUCAUUUACUGUGUAAUAAAAAAUGGAUGAAAUAAACCGAAAAGGAAACGACACAACCACAACAACAACAACUACUACUACAACGAGUUUCUGCUGCAUUGUCUAGUUAUCUUUCUUCCACUCUCUCUCUCUCUCUCACUGUCUUUCGUCAUUCCUUUGUGCUUUAUCUUCACAUUCUACUGCAUUUUCAUUGCUACUGUCUUCUUCUUCGUCUCCUCAUCCUUCUGCCCCACCGGUUUCGUGUUCAUCUUGCUUUACUGCACCAUAUAAUCAUCAUCUUUAUGUAUCCUUGUCAUCAACUCAAUGUAUUAUCUAUGUGUAUGCAACAGUUUAAUGCCAUUCUUGUCCAUUAAAAGAAAUAUGCUUACUACCUAUUUGGUUAAUUAUUAAUACUAUCAUUAUUAUUGUUAUAUUUUGUGUGUAUUGAUAUAAAUUAUUCUAUUGAAUGAAUUUGAACUGAAUAAAAAUGCCCAUUAAAAUUUUCAAAAGAAUGGAUACUGAACAAAGAGUACUCUUUUCGGUAACCCCUUCAUCAUCAGGCUCUACAGUUAUAUAUACAUUAUAGUGAAUGAAUGAAUUAGUGUUAUGAGCAACAUUAAUGUUGCUGUUUAAAUAACAUCGAAUCAAU
Trichobilharzia regenti is the source of this 2384-nucleotide messenger RNA. NCBI's taxonomy places the organism in Eukaryota, Metazoa, Platyhelminthes, Trematoda, Strigeidida, Schistosomatidae. The record is from the annotation of a GenBank genome assembly.